GGCACUUAAAGAAAAAGAAGAAGCCUGGUUUACUUGUGAGCAGAAAUGCAGACAGAUGCAAGAUGAACUGUUAGAGAAAAUUCGGACAGAUGAAGAAACAAAAAGAAAAGCUUCCCGUUUUGAGAAUGAAAUGGACAUGCUAAAGAAAGCCUUAAGUGAAGCAAAUCAAGAAAUUGCAACAUUAAAGCAAGAAAGAGAGCUGCAGUUAGUUUCUCAUCAGAACAGAAUAGAGCAGUUGCGGGACAGCUUCAAAAUGAAGAUGCAAGAUAUUAAUAACUGGAGGGCAAAGGCUGAGGAAGAGCUUGAGAAGGAGAGAAGUCAACAUUCUGCUGAACUCCAGGAGACAAUAAAAAAGAUCAAGGAAGAAGCCAGAAUAGAAUUAGAUAUUGAAAGACAAAAGCAAGAAGAAUUACUCAAGAAGUACAAAAGAGAACAAGAGGCACUACAGUUAAAGAUACCUUCCUUAAUUAAUGAUGCAACUGAAGGCUUCCAGACUGAAGUAAACACACUUGAGGUAAAACUUAAAGAAACCCAGAUGAAACUUGUGGAGAAAGAAGAAUCCAAAGAGAAAGAAAUUCAGAGUCUUAAAAUAAUAAUUAGUGAUCUAGAAUGCCGUCUGAGGAAUGAGCAGGACAAUACUGACAUACUUACAGAGGAACUGAAAAGAGAUAACAGUCAGAAAACAGCAAAAUUGAGGGAAUUGUCUCAGCAAAUGGAACAGUUAACACAGCAACUAAAUCAGUCACAAGAAGAGAAUUCUCUUCUGCAGGAAACUGUUCGUAGAGAGUGUGAAGAACGUUUUGAACUAACUGAGGCUUUAAGCCAAGCCCGGGAACAGCUCCUGGAGCUUAAGAGACUCAGUGGACAGCUCUCUGUGCCUCAGCGAUCUUUCAGCCAAGGUAGUCUAAGCUCAUCUUCAGCAUCAUCUGGUACCCACAAACAAGGUUUUGGAAGUUCUAAGUCUUAUGGAGGAAUUCAGCUUUCUGGUUUCCUUUCACAUCCCAGGACUGCAGAUUUGCCAUUUAAAGAUCAUGCUGGCAGCACUGAGGGCAUAGGCUUGCCUACAAUCCCACUUCCACAUCCACCAAAAGAAAGGGUGUCUACUGGAACAGAAGCAAAGCAAAGAAUUGCAGCAGUAUUACGAAGGAAAUAAACUUAUCAGCAUCUCACAAGAACGCAAAGAGAUCAACUUUUUUUUUUUAUUUAGAAAUUAAUUUAUGUUACCCCCCCCCCCC
Messenger RNA from Protopterus annectens (West African lungfish), 1235 nucleotides. RefSeq names its product leucine-, glutamate- and lysine-rich protein 1-like. Bases 56 to 1153 code for a protein of 365 amino acids. The record is from RefSeq and is a predicted model, not a curated record. Lineage: Eukaryota; Metazoa; Chordata; Ceratodontiformes; Protopteridae. The transcript is spliced from 5 exons.